This is a messenger RNA of Hydractinia symbiolongicarpus, 567 nucleotides long. RefSeq lists its product as uncharacterized. The record is from RefSeq and is a predicted model, not a curated record. NCBI's taxonomy places the organism in Eukaryota, Metazoa, Cnidaria, Hydrozoa, Anthoathecata, Hydractiniidae. Bases 92 to 505 code for a protein of 137 amino acids. The transcript has 3 exons.
AAGUUUAACAAGUAUAUAUAUAUAUACCAGCAACAGCUAAUUCUUUAGCAUUUUACUUUGAUGUUACAUUGAUGAUUACUGCAAAAGAAAUAUGGCGGAUUUCAAAUUAGUACUUUUAGUUGCAUUUUUUGGUAUGCUUGCUCUCGUGGAGAGUGCUGGAACAAACUGUGGUACCGGAAAUGCAUGCGAUGGAAACCCUCACAAAAAGCUACUGCAGUUCCGUAGAAUAGUGAAUGGAGCCCUGCGUAAUUACGCAGUGUACACGUGUUGCAAAAGUGGUAGUGAAUAUUUCCGAAUCGGAGUGAACAAAAAUGCGGAUGGUAGUGAUUCACCUUGGUGUACAUGUGAUUAUGAUAGAAUGGGAGGAGAUUGCUGGAAGGGAAGACAAUGUUCUGCAUGUAUUAAAGAUGCUGGAAGCGUAAAUGGAAUGCCAGUGUGUUGCGCAAAUUGCAAGAAAAGUGGACUGGCUUUAUCAUCAACUUCCUGCAAUUGCCUUCAUAACUGAGUUUGGAACUGUUUUUUGUAUCUAUCGUAAAAUUAUCCCAAUAAAUAAAUGAAAAUAUCAAA